Molecule: messenger RNA, 3603 nt
Organism: Caenorhabditis bovis
Lineage: Eukaryota; Metazoa; Nematoda; Chromadorea; Rhabditida; Rhabditidae
Source: the annotation of a GenBank genome assembly
AUGUCUGCACGCGAUGCAAUGGCGGCAAUGCUCGACGAAUUGAUGGGCCCGAAAAGAAAUGUCGAGCUUGGAGAAGACACCAAAGUUACUUUUGACGACCCCGAUAUAUGUCCAUACUAUUUGGCUGGAUUUUGCCCGCAUGAUAUGUUUGUUAACACCAAAGCAGAUUUAGGCGCUUGCCCAUUAGUCCAUGAUGACAAUUUGCGCCGAAUGUAUCCGACAUCUCCGGAAUUUGAAAAAUUGGGCUUCGAGAGGAAGCUUCUUCGUUUUUUACUUGAAUUGGAAGAAGACAAUAUGAGAAGAAUCAAGAAAAAUAAGGAUAAAUUAUCAGGAAUGGAUGACCAGGGAAGAAAGAAAAAUGAGGAGGAGAAGCAGAAGAUUGAAAAGGAAAUGGAGGAGUAUGAAGAGCAGCUGAAACAAGUUAUAUUGGACGCCGAAGAGGCAGGAAAUCGUGGAAAUGUUACGAAAUGUCAGGAGUUGGUUGAGAAAUCGGAGGAGUUGAAAUAUUUGAAGAAUCAGUUGGCAGAGAAAUUGGAACAAUUGAACGCAGCUCCACUCCAUCCAAUGGUUCCACCAAUGAUGGAGGAGCUUCAAAUGAAGCCGAUGGAGGUAUGUGAAGUUUGUGGCAGUAUGCUGAUUGUCAAUGACGCCGCAAAUCGUGUCGAGGAACAUUUGACCGGAAAAAUGCACACAGGAUAUCAGAGAAUCCGACAGGCGAUUGAUGAGCUAAAGGAGCGAUUGAAGAAAAAGGAUGAAGCUGAGGCUCAUAUAAGAGAAGAGAGAAGAAAAGAAAGACGCGGUGGAGAUGGAGAUCGUGAACGUCGUCGGAGCAGAUCGAGAGAUCGUGAUCGAAAGCGACGGGUUAGAAAAUUGAUAAUGUUUGUGGAAUCAUGGAUGCCUCAAAUAUUUUCGCGGAAACAUCGCCUACUUCAUUUGUCGGUUUUGUUCUUCAUGUUACCGUUUUGGUAUAGUGCUUAUAAUGAACAAUUCCGAAUGGCUUCUUAUUCUGUGGAAAAGGCGAUGUUCAUGGCUUGGGAGAGGGCCAUUGUCAAACCUGGAGCGAUGUUCAAGAGAGCUGUCGUCGGAUUCAAUUGCAAUGUGGAUCUGAUUGUGAACGGCGUCAAAGUGAUAGAAUCGCUAAACACUUCAAUAAGCGAUGGAAAAGAUCACGAAAGUCUUGUGAAUUUGAAUGAUUUGUCUUCAACGUUUGCCCAUUUCUUUAAACGCGGGGCCGCCGCGGAAAGAUAUAUGUCUUCUGAAGAUGACUUCAAUGUUCUCGUGAGAGAAGCGGAAUCAUCGUCGAGAGCUCAUCAUCAUAUUGGUGGAAAUGCGGCGUUGAUGGCGGAUCGGAUUGCGGCGAAUUUCCCGAGAACAGAGGUUUACCUUGUCGGGCCUAUUGGGCCUCGAAGUCAAGCUUUGCUUCAUCCGGCUGUUAAACGGGCGAAUUCUACGAGAAUUGUUAAGGAUGAGCUUCACGUUAUUCUGGAGUAUAAGCAGGGCGAGAUUCUUGGCGACUGGGUGGCGCCGAGUAGCAGUCGGUUCAUUACCAGCCACGAUCAUUUCAGUGGAUCGAUGGUGGUUGUUGAAAUGUUCUUCAAGGCGAUAACCCAAUUCAAGCCGGACCUUGUCAUUAUCACUGGUGUGCAUUUGCUGGAAUUUCAAAGCAAAGAAAUGCGGCAGGAGAAAGUGCGAAUGAUCAAAAGGAAUUUGCUUCAAGUCAAUCCGAAAUUGCCGAUUCAUCUCGAAUUGGGAAGUUUGGCUGAUUCGAUGUUUGCUGCCGAUGUUCUUAGUAAAAUUAUUCCAUAUGUCGAUUCUCUUGGAAUCAACGAACAAGAGCUGACGUUUCUUUCCCACAUUGCUAACGGACCUUACAUGGAAGAACAUCCGGUUCAAGCGGGAACUGUCCAUGUUUAUAAGGUCGUAGAGAUGCUUCACUGGCUUCUGAAGACUUAUGGCAAGGAUCCGACCAACUCGAAGCCGGCGAAGACUGGAUACCGACUCAGCCGAAUUCAUUUCCAUUGUCUCACGUUCCAUAUAAUGGUGAGCACUGGAACGGAUUGGUCGAAUUUGGCUGCCGGCCUUGCUGCCGGUGCGAGAAUAUCGGGCCGAUUGUCGUGCAACAUCAAUGCGAAUACUCUCGACUCGGAACUAUUGGAAAUACGAACUGCUGCGAGUUUUGUACUUGAUAAAACGACAAUGAGAGCCUAUCAAUUUGAAGCGCAUAACCCAAUUGCUUCCUGGAUGAGAGAUGAUGUUCUUUUCGUGUUCACACCUGUUUUGGUGUGCCGAAUCCCGUCGAAAACCGUCGGAUUAGACGACGCGAUUUCCGCAACCGGAUUACUCUAUUCGCAGUUUUUCCGACCUGUGCACCCAUCUCAUUGACAGCUUCCAUCAAAAGUUUCGAUUGUCCAAAAUUCGGCAAGAUCGAUUCGGAAACGCCCGCCUAUUAGCUCGAAUAUUCUAGACGAAGGUGUCACUUUUGCCGAUGUUCAUAAUGUUGUUCUCGCACCUACUACGAAAUUGCCUUAUCCGGAAAAAGAGCUUCUAAAACAUAUCGAUAAGACCUCAAAGGAUUUAUUGAAGGAUAAGAAUAAAAUGAAGUAUGGCGGAAAGAAAAAAUCGAGCGGCAAAAUCGAUUUUAUGCAUAUCCCUAUUGAAGAGCAUGUUGUGGUGUUGUUUCCGGGUCAGGGGGCCCAGUUUGUUGGAAUGGGAAAGAAGCUGAUUGAGAUACCUGCCGCGAAACGGGUAUUCGAACAAGCUUCCGAAGUUUUGGGCUACGAUAUGUAUAAAUUAUGCCAAGAGGGGCCGGAUUUGAAACUACAGCAGACUUUGUACUGUCAGCCAGCUGUUGUCACAUGCUCGGUUGCCGCAUUCGAAGCGCUUAAAGAGAUCGAUCCGAGUGUUGGCGAGAAUUUGACCGACACUGCUGGAUUUUCAGUAGGCGAGUAUUCAGCGCUGGUUGCUGGAGAGAUGCUCAGUUUCGAAGAUGCUAUUAAGGUUGUUAAAGCCCGCGCGGAAGCAAUGCACGAGUGUGGGCAGCUAAUUAAGAGUGGAAUGUUGACGGUUCGCGUGAAGGCAGCGUCAAAAAUUGAGCGAGCCAUGGCUGAUGCGAGAAAAAAAGCAAUUGAAAAAGGAGAACUUGACGUGUGUGAAAUUGCGAAUUAUCUUUAUUGUGGGGUUCGUGUGAUCGGCGGAAGUGAGACUUGCCUUCGGUUUUUGGAGCAAAAUCAGGAGAAAUAUUUCAUCCAAGCAAUGAAGCGGCUGCACGUGUCGGCGGCAUUUCAUACGAAACAAAUGCAGCCAGCCGUGGAGAAAGUGAUGCUCGCGUUGGGAAAAGUCGACCUGCAAAGGGCCACUUGUAAUGUCUACUCGAACUACACGGGACACAUUUUCGCGGCGAAAAAGGCAGAAGUUCGAGGCGCACUAGCGAAACAAGUCAGCGCACCCGUCAAAUGGGAGCAGAUUCAGCAGCUUCUUUAUCGCAAACAUCAAGAUGAAUUGUUCCCAAGAUUUUAUGAAGUUGGUCCCGGCAGGCAGCUCGGUUCUAUGCUCCUCCAGACGAGUAAAAAAGCUUACAAAAAUUAUAAUCACUUUUUUGAAUAA